AUGGAACGCCCGUAUCAGUUUUCCGACGAUCGAGACGGCGCGCGUUCACCCNUUGUACGUGAAUCUCACCUCUUCUGGGUCGCGACGACUAACGCAGCGUGCAGCAACCAGCAACUGCUCAACCCCGUCACACAGCCGGCGGCCACGUCUUUCAAAACGAAUGUGAAUCGUAGUAAAACACGCAAAUGGGCAGAGGCCAAGAACUAUUCUUACGACGGCGACGACUGGGGCGGUUAUGAUCCUUACGACGAGUACGGCAGUUACGAUGAUAAGCAGGACGCUCCCCUACCUGCUGCCUCGCCGCGACGGAACUCGUUCGAGGCUGGCGAAGAAGUAACAGCCUUCUCUUCUGGCCAGCAGCAGCAGGCGCCUCCUCCUCCAGCGCAUACCACUCCCACCAAACCGCAGCCUCUCCAGCCAGCCUCGCAACCGCAGAACGACUAUGGCAUCCGCCGCGACUUUUCCCAGAUUGCUCAUGUCCCGCCACCUCUCAAGACGAACACGUCCCCUCAAGCCGUUCGCGAACGUUUUCCUGCUAGAAAGAGUAGUUUACAGACCAGUUUGCCGUCUUCGCCUGCGCAACCCACUCAGCAGUUUGCGGCUCAAGAGCCUGUCUCACCAUCUUCGAACGCUGGCAAACCCCUGCCAUUCAUCCGUCCUGCCGAUAUUUACAGGCGUAUGGAGGAGGAGCGUUUGAGGGAACAAGAAUCAAAGAGUCAAGCUGAACCAGUGCCUGUUAGACAUGAGGAACACCAAGGCUUUGUUGUCGAUAAUCCUAUCCUGGCAAGAGCGAUCGGCGCUAAUGUUGCUGGUACUGAGCCAACACGUUUGGAGGCUGAGCCAACACCUGUGGAGCAGCCAAAAACUGCUUCUUUGGGUUCUGCUUUACCAGCAGUCAGCCGUGUCGCUUCUGGCUUUGGCUCCGAGUUCUGGAAUGCUUCUGAGCUGUCGAGUUCGCUGAACGCUGCUGAUGCUCUCUCGCCAAGCACUACUGAUACUGUUCCUGUAGCACCUGCCGAAAGCAACAGCGUGGAAAAUGCCUCCAAUGAGUUGCAGGAUGCAGUGAGUCAAGCAUUCGAGCGUCGGGACGACUUAUCUGUACCUCCCACGCCCAUUUCUCGUGACAACUCUCAGAAUGGCCGGUCCGAUACAGCAGGAAUUAGUCCUAUCAUGAGUCGAGUCCCGAGUGCUGCGACAGCCGAAGCAAAAGCACGACUAGCUGACAACAGAGACAUGGGGCCUAUAGCUGAGGAAAGCAGUCUACCUGGCAGUCCUGGCUCACGACCCUCAUCUCAACAACAAUCUGCCAAAAGACAUACCCCUACACACUCGAGACAUGUGUCGGCCGAGUCUCUCAGCAACAGCCCUGCCAGAACUCCACAAUUGGAAUACACCAAGAGACUUUCGACUCCAAUGUCCGCAGAAAGCACGAGUAUGGAGGCUGAGCGAGCCGGUUCGCCUAUUGAUCCACCCAGCAAGCCUCUGCCCGUCGCUUCAGUUCGUGUGAUUGCACCUUCAGCAGACUAUAGUCGUAGGGAGUCAGACAUUGCUGCUGAUGCAACCUCAAACUCGCCGAUUGAUACUGCCGAGGCUGCGAAAGCCGCCAGAACACAAUUCCUCCAAACUCACGAGAGAGUCAAAUCGCCUGUGAUCGGAAGUCCCGUUGAUCGCAGUCCUUCCCCUAUCUCACGGCAGGGAUCUCCUGGACCUAGUAGAGUCCGUGACCUUGCAGGCAAGUACAAUGAGCUUCACACACUCUCGAGAAGCAGUUCUGCCAUGUCUUUCAGCUCCCAAAAGAGCGACAAGAUGUCCGUGAGGAGAAGCGAUACUUUCGACAGCACCACCAGCGAGACUGGUGACGAGAAAGUUGUCGAAUCCAUUGAGCAAACACCUUCACCUCGUCCAGACCCUACCAGAGGCCCUAGCUUCCGGCCACACUUGCCUGGUGAAUGGGUCUCGUAUGUAGGAACUCCUCGCACGGAGAUGCCGGUUGCACAAGAAGCCACCAGACGUAGCGACGAAGAAACAAGAGACAACACCCAGCUUGACCAGAGCACAAAAUUCCCCUCUACAGAAGACUUUGAUCCUACUCCUGCGACAGUCAAGCAGCCACUUGCUCAUAAAGACAUCCAGCCAAAGGAGACCAGCCCUGUGGAUACUCUCAGGAAUGCAGGAGAAGCAUUGGGCGCUGCACUGUUAUCCUCAUUCGGUCAGAACCACGACACUAGAGACUUUGCUCAGGCAGAGCCACAACCCGCCGAGGAGGAUGCGACUGGACCUCGACCAGCAGUUGGAGAUGUUUAUCUUAGACCCUUGAUGGUUGAUCGUAAAGCCUCGUCCAUCGCUUCAAGUGUUGGUCCCACGCCGCCAGCCAAGAAUACGCCUGACGGACUCAACGUUCCACGUUCAUCUGGCUACUUCCCUCCACCGACACUGCGCAUCGACUCCGACGCAAUGUCUCCAGCAUCUGACUACUCGCCUGCUGAUCUGGAAAGUGAUCGUUUGCGUAGAGAAAUCGAGAGAAGUCUGACGCCUCAGGUGCAUUCUGAAAAUCAGCAGAUCCGUGAUCAGGAUGCUCUGGAUGCACCGGCGACCCUUCGAAAUCUUCAGAAGACCGAGGGCAUCCAAAUUGCUGAUGUUCAGCAUAGAUCUGAGCCGCCUGCUGUUGAUGCUGCGCCCACAGCACCGCAAACAUCUCAAGCUGCAAAGCCCGAUCUCCUUGGCAAGCGCUUUAGCUUCGAGAGGGACGCAAGCACGUCCAGCUUGUGGGGCGAAGUCGGUGAAGAUGUGAAGCGUGCUUCUUACGAGCGACCACUAUCUAGUGUUGGCUUGCAUGUGGUGAACACCAACGUGAGUAGCAGUAGCGAGUCAAGUGCUUCGUCUAUCAGAGAGAUUCUACCUGAGCCUGUCGAGGAAUCCACGGGUGCACCCCUGCAAGCUGUCAUCAGUUCACCAUCGCCUGUAACAUCAUCAGAAACUCCUGCAGUGGUCACAAGGGAUGAGAUGACAACUGAUACCAUCGCAACCCCUACCGUGGAAACACCUUAUGCGACAGAGAAACUCGGAGAUGAACAGCCACUUCCUGCCAUUCCUGUGGAAACUGAGACACCAUUGGCGCCCUCUACGACCACAAACACGAACACAGCAGCUCGUAUUCCCACUGUCAGAGAGAUCAUGGCGUUGAAGUCGGUUGAUGAGCGUGUUGACACCUACAACUCUUCGCGAGAGCAGAUUGCCUCGAUGGAUACUGGUCUUAGCAACUGGCUCAGUUCGACUCUUGCCUCUCACCCUGAGCACGCACAUGUUGUUACUGAUGCAGCAAACAAACCCGCGACGACCACUGCCAUUGGUGGCAGCAUCCGCUACAAGCCUCAGCCUGGUAACAUCAUGAAGAUGGCUAGAAAAGGUCUUAGUGGUGUCACAAACAGGGAGCCUUCGGGCUCUCAUGCGGCUGAUCCCAGCCAGACGCCUUCUGCUGCCGAUCGCCAGAACUCCAACACACUCGGUCGCACGCCCUCGGCACAGCACGGAGGCGUGGAAAAGAUGCAGACCAAGGGCAAGGACUUGUUGCAUUCUGCCGGUAUGUUCGGUGGCAAGGCCACCGUAGGGGCUAAGGGCCUAUUUGCAAGAGCAAAGGGAAGGCUUCGUGAAGGUGGAAGCGAGAAGGUAGAUUGA
Messenger RNA from Aureobasidium musti, 3675 nucleotides. The record is from the annotation of a GenBank genome assembly. NCBI's taxonomy places the organism in Eukaryota, Fungi, Ascomycota, Dothideomycetes, Dothideales, Saccotheciaceae.